Sodiomyces alkalinus F11 is the source of this 216-nucleotide messenger RNA. RefSeq lists its product as hypothetical. The coding region runs from base 1 to 216 and encodes 71 amino acids. The record is from RefSeq and is a predicted model, not a curated record. The transcript has 2 exons. Lineage: Eukaryota; Fungi; Ascomycota; Sordariomycetes; Glomerellales; Plectosphaerellaceae.
AUGUCUUUUUACAUGGGAUGCUUUUGGAAUGGUGUUGAUGUGGGAUUCGGAUGGGUUGCUUUUGCCCAUGGCGCAACGCGGCAACAUGGCAGUUGUCUUGACAUUUCGCCUCGAAACGCUUAUGCCUUGCAUGAUGAUCUAUCAACUCCCAUGACCGCCCAAAACCCCGCCCUUGUGCCUCGAUUAAAUGGUUCGCUAUGCUCGCACGAGAUGUGA